UUCCACAAUACCAUACAUUUGUUCUUGAUGCGAUGAUGCGAUGAUAUCCUGACGAAAAUAUGGUGUUGAGAGCAAUUUUAAAGUACUUGGCCAAUCACCCUCAAUUAGUAGAUUCACUUGCAGAAUCUAGAUUUAUGAGAAGACUGGCACAGAUGACAGCAUAUGGAAUUAAUAAAGCUAAUGAAAUUGGUCAUGAAGCAUUAGACAAAGCUGCCGAGUCUGAAACGCUGAAGAAGAUGGCAGACGAGACCCAUGAGCCUCAAGGUGACCUGUCAUCAUUUGGGAAAACCUUUGCUAAGGAGCUGAAGCAAGAAAUGGACAAGGCGAGGGAAGAUGCUAAAAAGAUUAAAUGACCAUGGUGGUUGGUGGACAGCUAGAGGUUUAAGAAAGGACCAGAGAAGAAGCUUGAAAUUGUGAUCAUUAUUGAUCAUUAAGAUUAGAGAGAACUGUAAGGUGUCAUAUGUGGUGACAGAAAUUUCAGAAGUAACAUUUUGUUCAUCAGAGUUCCCACACAGGAGGUUGACCAAACACUUGUGCUUAUAACAAAGUAAAAAAAAAUGCCCCAUGAGUGAAGGAAGCAGAAUGGUUUUUAUUCACCUCUGACGAAAUGAAUCAUGCUAUUAGAACCCGACUUCUAUUAUUAAAAUGGAAUACUUUUGCCAAAUUGAUUUUUAGAUGUAGAAGUAUAACUCCAGAUUGAAGGGGAGGGGGUGGGGGCUCUGGAUGAAUAGUUUUCUUGCUGUAAAAAGACAUUAUGGGGGCUGAGUGUGAUUUAGCCUUAGAAAUGUUCUAAAUAGUUAAAUAUUUAAAGUUGCAAGAUGGUCUGUGUGAGUUACCCAAUUCAGUCGGCUAUUUGAAAUAAACAGCUGCGAGGAACCCCCCCCCCCCUAGAUCUGGACAUAUAGAAAAUGUUGAUUCUUCUUUUUUUUUGUAAUUGAAAACUUUAAAGUUUCUUUGGAUAUAUUUUGUAUUGAUACUUGGGUGGUCAUCUUAUUGGAUUCUGUUCGAACUCAUUUUGAGAUGAUCACCAAAGCUGGAAUUUAUGUCUGAAAUGAGAAUGAAACCCAUAGAAUAAGUUACUAGUAGCUUGUAUGAAAAUAGAAAAAAUAAAAGAACAAGAUAAAUGAAAUUUGAAAACAAUAAUAAUGUUAAUGGCAUUUGAAUGUUGAAAUCACUUAUGUCAUGGAGAUCCUCCUAUUGGAAAUGCGACCAAAAUUUUUGAUGUCAAACAAGUACAACUCUACCCUUUGUACACUGAAAAUAUAUCUCCAAACUUUUGCUUAUAUUCUAAGGAUAGUACAAAGUGAAAAAAAUUGAUCUACAGAUAUAAUUAAAAAAAAAAAUUAAGUUGAAUAUGCAGAAGAGUGAUGGGGGGGGGGGGGGGGGGUUACAAGUCUGACAUACCACAUGUUGAUCACAUUGCCAAGGGGAGGAUGUCCUCAUCAUUUAUAGUUAUCUCUACAUUCAAAUGCUCAUAACUUAUCAUUACCCAAAUUUUUCUUAACUUGCACAUCGUUUCUUUGAUUUGUCUGUUUUCACAGAAGCUAACUUGUUCCAAGGUGGUCAUUUAAAUUUGUCAGAGGCCCUAUUAAUCAUAUGCACUGUUGAGAAUAAUCUCAAGUUGACUAUCAAUUUAUUCAGUGGCAACUCUUCAGAAGACAAGAUCUUGAUAAGUAAAGUGUUUUGGAUCAUAAUCUCAGUAAUAUUUCUAGGGCACUGAUUCAUUAAGCUGUUAAAAUCCACAUGUCUGUAGGACUGGAAAAUGUUUUGGGUUCAAAAUCAAAGUAACAUUCCCAUCAGCUCAACCUUCAGCGAGAGUUCAAAUAUGAUUUUUGUAGAUAUAAUUCCUGACAGCGAAAAAAUUACACCGGGGAUUGGGGCGAGUUUGCCCAUGAGAUAAUCAAAAGAGCCCUUGAAACUUAAAAAAGGAAUCCUGAAAAAUGCCCAUUUGUUGCAAUGCUAAAGCUUAUCCAAUGUUCCAGAUUCAGGUAGAAAGAGGUGAAAAGUAGCCCCUGAAAAUCAUUUUUUUUUGCCUGCUACACGUACAAUGUAUGUGUGUGUUAUAAGGUUGAAAGGUGAGCUCUUGAUUUAGUGUAAGCAUUUUCCAUUUGUUCAUAACUUUAUUUAUAUACAAAGAGCUUUAUGAAUGAAACAAUCCCCUAGUGAUUUCUAUUGUACGGUGGAAGCUCAAUAAUACAAAUGCCAUUCAUACUGGCCCAUAAUAUAACCCAUUUUAUCAUUGUGAUCAAAAUAAUUUGUUAAAUUAUAAACUUUGUAAGAUUUCUGAAUAUGGGUCUAGAUCAUGAAAGUCAACAAACAUUGAGAUAUUAUCCAAGUGCAUUGCUAUCCUGAGAAAGUUUGCCUGAAUUCUUCCAGGGUUUUUCCAUAAAUUUUGUAAUGGAUUUGUGAUAAUUUUUUUAUCAGCCAAUGAAAUGCCAAGGUUUCAGGAGCUUUUAAUCAUUAUCAUGAUUUUAUUGCAACUGUAAGAAUACUGAACUUCAAUGUAAGCUUGUGCAGGUUUUCGUUUACCACUCUGUAGUCUGUUUCUCAAUGACAGUUUUUUUUCCCCUUGGCACUUUGCUUCCUAGUUGGGAAAUGUAUAGAUGAAGGAUCAUCCGCAUGAAUUUCAUUGACCAAGGACGCUAUUCAAUUGCAAUAAUGUGUACAUUACUGUUAUAUUAUGCAAGUAUUUAAUAAAACAAAAAUAUGUUAUUUUAUCAAAGAAA
Messenger RNA from Lytechinus pictus (painted urchin), 2726 nucleotides. RefSeq lists its product as uncharacterized. The transcript has 4 exons. Lineage: Eukaryota; Metazoa; Echinodermata; Echinoidea; Temnopleuroida; Toxopneustidae. The record is from RefSeq and is a predicted model, not a curated record. The coding region runs from base 60 to 353 and encodes 97 amino acids.